This is a messenger RNA of Megalops cyprinoides (Indo-Pacific tarpon), 1370 nucleotides long. It is a transcript of the gene mapk12b, whose product is annotated as mitogen-activated protein kinase 12b. The record is from RefSeq and is a predicted model, not a curated record. The coding region runs from base 167 to 1252 and encodes 361 amino acids. Gene Ontology annotation, biological process: intracellular signal transduction; protein phosphorylation. The transcript is spliced from 12 exons. Gene Ontology annotation, cellular component: cytoplasm; nucleus. NCBI's taxonomy places the organism in Eukaryota, Metazoa, Chordata, Actinopteri, Elopiformes, Megalopidae. Gene Ontology annotation, molecular function: ATP binding; MAP kinase activity.
GAGUAGAAGUGGAAACGAUAGGGAAAGGGUACGCGCAGCGCAUUCACCGAGGGAGUGCGAGUGAGCGAGAGAGAAAGAGAGGAGGGGAAUGAGUGCAUGAGAUAGGAACAGCUCUAUCCACGAAGAAGGAAAAGUCGGAUAGCCUAUCUGGCAAAUCAUAUUCGAUAUGUCGAGUCGGACAAGAACGGGCUUUUAUUGUCAGGAUGUAAACAAAACUACCUGGGAGGUUCCGGAACGGUACCGUGACUUGAAGCAGGUGGGCACGGGGGCGUACGGCACAGUAUGUUCGGCAGUGGACCGCAGGACAGGAACGCGAGUGGCCAUCAAGAAGCUCCACCGGCCGUUCCAGUCUGAGCUCUUUGCCAAGCGCGCAUACCGGGAGCUCCGCCUACUGAAGCACAUGAAGCACGACAAUGUCAUCGGACUGCUGGACGUGUUCACCUCUGCAAUUUCACUGGACAGGUUUCAGGACUUUUACCUGGUAAUGCCUUACAUGGGCACAGAUCUGGGGAAACUUAUGAAGAUGGAGCGUCUUUCUGAAGACAGAGUGCAGUUCCUGGUCUAUCAGAUACUGAAGGGACUCAAGUAUAUCCAUUCAGCCGGAAUCAUCCACAGGGACCUCAAACCAGGGAAUCUGGCAGUCAAUCAAGACUGUGAGCUCAAGAUCCUGGACUUUGGGCUGGCACGGCAAGCAGACAGCGAGAUGACGGGGUAUGUGGUGACCCGCUGGUACCGCGCACCUGAGGUCAUCCUAAACUGGAUGCACUACACUCAGACUGUGGACAUCUGGUCGGUUGGCUGUAUCAUGGCAGAGAUGCUUACAGGAAAACCACUCUUCAAAGGAAACGACCACCUGGAUCAGCUGACCGAGAUCAUGAAGAUCACAGGGACUCCCACUCAGGAAUUUAUCACCAAGCUUCAGUCUCAGGAUGCCAAAAAUUACAUUAAGAGCCUACCCAAAGUUCAAAAGAAAGACCUGCAAGAUCUCUUCUCCAAAGCCAACCCAGAGGCGGUUAGCGCGCUGGAGCGCAUGCUCGUUCUGGACCCUGAGAAGAGGGCGAGCGCGGCAGAGGCGCUCUGCCUACCGUUUUUCGCAGAGUUCCGGGAGCCGGAUGAGGAGACGGAGGCACAGCCCUACGACCACUCGCUGGACAACACCGACCUGCCCCUGGAGCAGUGGAAACGCCACACCUUCACAGAGAUCCUGACCUUCCAGCCCGCGGUGGUGGAGUCCCGGGAGACGUCACUCUGAGGGGCGGGAGUCAUGCGCUGUCCCCUCCCUCUGCGACGUCACGUUCCGUUACGCUCCCGCGGUCACUCCCGCUGGUGACCCUCUCCGUGUCACUGUUCACACGCACAUGGCCUGAUCA